AUGUUCCCAACCACAACCUCCGACAUCGCUUCCAUCGCCACCAGUGCCGCCAUCAUCUUCGGCAUGUACAAACUCGACCGGGGCGCCCAGCGCCAGCGAGGCCUCAUGGAGGGACCUGGCGACUUACAAGACCAGCAGAUCGACGAGUUCAUGAAGAGAUGUGGAAAACUCUCAGCGCUCUGCACCUUUGCCACUGCCGGAAAUGGCGCAUUUCUGUACAAUAUGGGCGGUGGUGCUUUAAGCUGGGUGCUUUAA
This is a messenger RNA of Fulvia fulva, 255 nucleotides long. RefSeq lists its product as uncharacterized. Lineage: Eukaryota; Fungi; Ascomycota; Dothideomycetes; Mycosphaerellales; Mycosphaerellaceae. The record is from RefSeq and is a predicted model, not a curated record. The coding region runs from base 1 to 255 and encodes 84 amino acids. The transcript has a single exon.